CAAGCGGGGACAAGCAGUAGUGCUACCGGUGGUGAAGACCACCCAGCCAACACUGGAGAACCCACGCCGCCAGCCCAAGACAAGGCCGCGGAAGAUGCGUCGGUAUCGAACUCCGGCGCUGCAGAAGAGAUCGCAGCAGGGGCCGUGCCGGAUCCGGACGCCAACCUGCCGGCUGGAGAAGAUAUUCUGAGGCCAGCCCCCGGGCGCUUGGAGAACGUCCGAGUAGCUCUGGUGCUGAGCCCGGAAAGACAACUCGAACAGAGCUCAGAGAGGCAGGUAGCGGUCCGCCAACAGGUGGAAACUGCAGAUCUACAUCAAGAGUUCUCAGCGCAGGUGGGCAGUAGCCAAGCAGCAGAGCAAAUUGGAGCACUGCUGGAGGACGACUUGGUCGCCCCAGGUACUGUUGCGGCACGGAUGAAAUCAUUCCAUGGCCUGGCGAGCUGUUGAGGAUGUAAUAGAGAAAUCCAGGCAGAAGUCUGAAAUGCUGCGUGACGUUGGUGAUGCUAUCCUCCGAGCAGAGAAACUUGAAGAGGAACUAAAGAAAGCCAAGCAGCAAGCUUCAAAUCUCCAAAUACGGCUGGACAGGAACGCUGUGGAGUACCGCAACGAAGUCCAGGUGUUGACCGCUGCGAAAGACGGGCUCGUGGACCAGAACAAGUCGUUGACAGCCCAGAAGAACGAGCUCGUUGAGAAGAACAAGAAAUUACGCCAGAAGGAAACUGAAUUGAAAAAUUCCGUGGCGCAGCUCAACGACGAAGUCACCAACUGGAAGGCCGGCUUCUACCGGGAAAAGGAUCAUCGCGAACAGCUUGAGGCAGAUAUCUACGUGCUGAACAUGGAACUCGAGCGAGAAUUGCAGCUGCACUUUGACGGCGAGACUGAUCUGGUGAACUGCAUGCAGACCAUCCGAAGUCUCAACGACGAUCUCGAGCUGCUGAGGAGGUCGAUGAAGGAGCUGACAGAGGCGGCGGAGCCUGUUGCCAAUCUCUUCGAGCCUCGGAAGCCCGGUGUCGAAGUGCGGCCGUUGGUGGACCGUCUGAAGGAUACUCCAGGAAGGCUGAAGGCGUAUCUGCAGCGGCUGAGGAAGUCAAUUCCUCAGCAAGUCUUGAGCUUCCUGAAGUCCUUUUACCCGGCAGCAGACGUGUCGGUGAUAGCAGGAGGCGUGGCUGGCGAUUGCUCCGAUGAGAAGCUCAAAGAACUCAUGCGAGAAGUAGAGUCAGUCGCUGAGAAGGUCGCCAGUCACAUCAACCUGAAGUAGAUGUAACUGUAAAAGUAACAGUAGUAUGAACAAGUAGGAUGUAAAGAAUAUUUAAGUAAUCGAAAGGAAUUUUCGAUUAUCUGUUA
This is a messenger RNA of Panicum virgatum (switchgrass), 1344 nucleotides long. RefSeq lists its product as uncharacterized. Lineage: Eukaryota; Viridiplantae; Streptophyta; Magnoliopsida; Poales; Poaceae. The record is from RefSeq and is a predicted model, not a curated record. The coding region runs from base 428 to 1258 and encodes 276 amino acids. The transcript is spliced from 4 exons.